This is a messenger RNA of Anopheles moucheti, 1611 nucleotides long. Its product is annotated as neuromedin-U receptor 1-like. Gene Ontology annotation, molecular function: neuropeptide receptor activity. NCBI's taxonomy places the organism in Eukaryota, Metazoa, Arthropoda, Insecta, Diptera, Culicidae. The record is from RefSeq and is a predicted model, not a curated record. The transcript has 7 exons. Gene Ontology annotation, cellular component: plasma membrane. Gene Ontology annotation, biological process: neuropeptide signaling pathway.
AUGAUAUCCUACGGUUCCUUCGACCAACAAAACCAGGUAUUACAUGGAUCUGGACAAUGGGACAUCAUUUCAAACCGAACCGUCCAUCGACUUCUAACACAGAGAAAAAUAUUGACCAGCUCCCAAGCAGCGAUAAAAGAUGUCGAUGGAACUAUUAAUUUAACAUUUAGUCAUGAAGAGCACAUAACUAUCGGAUUAAAUGUGAGUUUCAACUUGACAGUGGGUGAAACUGAAAUCGGUAAUGCUUAGGCAGUGAACGGUAGCGCAAAUGGUACUAUACCAUUUGAAAUAAGGGAUACAUUAUGGAUCGUCAUUCCGAUAAGUAUCAUCUACUCAACCAUCUUUGUAAUCGGGAUGCUUGGAAACAUCAUCACAUGCAUUGUUAUAUCACGUAAUAAGUCUAUGCACACCGCCACCAAUUACUACCUAUUUAGUUUAGCAAUUUCGGAUUUACUGCUAUUGAUUACAGGCGUACCCCAGGAUAUCUAUCAUACUUGGUACAGGUUCCCAUACCCCUUCGGUAACUCUGUUUGUAAAAUAGUAAGCUUUGCUUCUGAAUCUUCCGUCAACGCGACAGUGCUUACAAUAACGGCAUUCACUGUAGAAAGGUACGUCGCUAUCUGCAAACCCUUCCUGUCACACACAAUGUCCAAACUAUCGCGAGCAGUCCGGUUUGUGAUAACUAUUUGGGUGAUUGCUUUUAGCUUUGCCAUUCCACAGGCUUUGUCGAUGCAAAUUGAUACACAAUUUCGUAUGUGUACUGUACGCCACGAACAAACGAAGCAUCUUUUCUUCAUCUCAACUGUGCUCGUUUUUGUCUGUCCGAUGAGUGUGAUAACAAUUCUUUACAUUCUAAUCUGGUUACAGCUGCGACGGUCGAAGGUAAUUCGAUGCGGGACUUAUCGAAGCUCGAGCGUUCGACUCAAGCGCAGCAUUUUCAAGCGCAGUGCACAACGAACACUCGUAACAUUGCACUGUGAUCAAAAUGUCUCACCACUGCAUCACUAUACCGACACUCUGCCAAUGCCACCAUCGCCUUACCUGCACUACGCAAAAAGUUAUCCAGCUAACCCAGUGCGACAGCAUCGAAGAUCGGAGGAAGCAGCAAAAGAGUCAGUUAUGUCGCUUGCCAGACCAUCUCAUCAUAAUCCACACCAGCAACAUAGGAACAGGCAAAGUUUGGUUCCGUCUCAAUAUUGUUCCAUAGGCAGUUCUUCCGUUGGGUUUCGAGAUGGCAGCAGCUCGAUAAGUGUCACCGGCAGUCACCAAAAACUAGAACAACAACUCUCGGGAGCAUCUGAGGACGGUCGAAUAAAUUAUUCCACCCGGGCACACUAUAACAGCACCCGACAUGUGGUGAAAAUGCUUGUGGCCGUCGUCAUAGCCUUUUUCCUAUGCUGGGCCCCUUUUCAUGCGCAGCGACUUAUGGCAGUUUAUGCAAAUGACCACAACGAAAAUAUUGCUAUACGAACAGCAUUUGAUAUUCUUACUUGUGUGUCGGGUAUUCUGUACUACAUCUCAACCUGCAUCAACCCGGUUCUGUAUAACAUCAUGAGCCACAAAUUCCGAGAAGCAUUCAAAGAAUGCAUCGUGGCACUCAAAUUCAAAUAA